This is a messenger RNA of Cladophialophora psammophila CBS 110553, 1539 nucleotides long. RefSeq lists its product as uncharacterized. The record is from RefSeq and is a predicted model, not a curated record. Lineage: Eukaryota; Fungi; Ascomycota; Eurotiomycetes; Chaetothyriales; Herpotrichiellaceae. Gene Ontology annotation, molecular function: protein serine/threonine phosphatase activity. The transcript has 2 exons. The coding region runs from base 1 to 1539 and encodes 512 amino acids.
AUGAACUCCCUCAAUCUCAUCUCCUCCCGAGUCAUCGGACAGUCUCAGUCAUCCUCACGCCCUCGGUCCAGGUCUCAAGGUGAACUUCUGAAGAAAGAGUCGGGCGAUGAGGAGUUUAGAGGCAGAUCUUACGGCGCGGAGCUCACGGCUGAGUUGAAGAAUGAGCCAGACGCUGCUUUCUCCGACAAGCUAUCCACCGAAGCAACUGCCGAAGACGAUGAACCUGUCAUCAAAUCGGAGGACGAGAAGCAGCCUUUACUGUACGCGGGCGAGAAGGAAGAUGGAAGUUCGACCGCGGAAGGCUGGCGCCUGCUAGUUAAGAAGCUUACGGAUGCUAUAACCACCAUUCUGGCCGCAAUUGGCGCCCCAAUCGUCUACCUCGCAAAGUGUUUUAGGGAUCAGAACGGAAAAUUCACCCUUGUCCCAAGGUUCCCGCGAAGGGAAAGCACUGCCCGUGCAAUGGGGCUCUCCAAUGCUGCCCCGGACGGCACUUGGGCCUACGAGAAACCUACCCACCGCGCGCUCCAAGAGGCGAAGCUGCACCACUCUUAUUCGAGCGACUCGUUAGACACCACCACUUCAGAUUCGGAUGCAGAACAGCGCAAGGCCGAGCGUGCCCAGCUACGCUCAAAGCCAAAGCGCGAUAAGACGGUGCGCGAGGACUCAGAAACCCGACGAUCCUCCAUCAGAAUCAAAGAGCAAAAUGACCUUGCUCACAAAAGGCGGAAACAAAAGAAAGCUGCCAGUCCCUUGGCCGAUUCGACACCAUUGACCGUAGACAACAUCAAGUCGCCGCGAUCGCCUUCUCCUUCCCUCAAGAUCACCAGAUAUCCUCACGCGCCCCAACCGCCUCGGCCCCUCGUUCCUCGAAGGCAACCUUCUUAUGCCAACCUGGUUCCCCGAACUCCCACCCGCCAUGGACCGCCGCUACAGCAGAAAACGCUGAUCUUGGACCUAGACGAGACCUUGAUCCAUUCCUUGGCCAAAGGAGGUCGGAUGUCGUCAGGGCAUAUGGUGGAGGUCAAAUUGAAUGCCCCAGUGGCUCUGGCACCUCCUCAGCCUGGCCAAGCCGUGGCCGUGAUUGGACCCCAGCAUCCUAUUCUAUACUACGUGCACAAGCGACCUCACUGCGACGAGUUUCUGCGUAAAGUUGCCAAAUGGUACAAGUUGGUGGUGUUUACGGCGUCGGUGCAAGAAUACGCGGAUCCAGUCAUUGAUUGGCUAGAACAGGAGCGAAAGUACUUUGUGGGCAGAUACUACCGGCAACAUUGCACAUUCCGCAACGGGGCGUACAUCAAAGAUCUCAGCAGCAUUGAGCCGGAUUUGAGCAAGGUCAUUAUUCUGGACAACAGUCCCGUCAGUUACAUUUUCCACGAAGACAAUGCGAUCCCGAUCGAAGGAUGGAUCAACGACCCGACCGACAACGAUUUGCUUCAUUUGAUACCCAUGUUAGAGGCGCUGCAGUACGUGACGGAUGUGCGGGCGCUGUUGGCGCUGAGGAGAGGAGAGGCAGAGGCCGCCGCGGCGUCGGCCUCGUAG